AUGGUAGGUGGUAGUGGUUGUCAUGUUGUUGAUGUUAUUGUGGGGGAUAAGAGAGUUAUGGAGGUUAAUGAUGGUAAUUCUUGUAGGAUUGAUUCUGUAACUUGUGAGAGUUCUUUUGUGAAUGAUUGUGAUGAUGUUGGUGGUUUGUUAUGUAGUUUUUAUCCAGAACCAGAGAGAGUUUUGUUGUCUGCUAGUUGGAAGGGGAUUAUACACAGUGUUGGUCAAGAAUUUGAAGGUGGAGUACCGGGGUUCCGCAUUGCAUUGGCUAAGUAUGCAGUUGAGUGUGGUUUUGCAGUGAAUUAUUUGAAGAACGAUGCAACAAGAGUAACCGCUGAAUGUAUGAUGAAGUCGUCUACGGGUUAUAAAUGGUUUAUGCAUGGAAGGGUGUUGAUGGAUUCUGGUGUUUUUUUUAUAAUGAAGUUAGAUAAUGUGCAUACUUGUGGGGUUGUUGCUCGUAGAUCUUGUAGCAAAAUGGUUGGUUCUAGACUUGUGUGUGAUAUUGUGCAAAAUGAUAUUAGUGAUAAUCCAUUGACUCGUCCUAUUGAAGUUAAAAAAAAGUUGAAGAAGCAAUAUGGUAUAGAUGUUUCUUAUCGGGUUGCAUGGUUAGGAGUUGAUAAGGCAAGAGGUGGGUUGUUUGGUGAUUUUGCAACUUCUUUUGACCAACUUCGAUGGUACCUUGAGACGGCUAUGAGAACGAAUCCGGGAAGUGUGUUUGAAUUAGAUGUGGAUGAAAGUAGUGGGUGUUUUCGGAGGUUGUUUGUGGCAUUUCAUGGAUGUUUGUAUGGCUUUCAAUUUUGUCGUCUGUUGUUGUUUGUUGAUGGUACAUUUUUGAAGGGGCGUUACAAGGGGCAUUUGCUUGCAGCAACAUCAAAAGAUGGUAAUCAAGGUUUGUUUCCUUUGGCUUUUGCGAUUGUUGACGCUGAAAAUCAAGAUAAUUGGAUGUGGUUCUUAAGUCAGUUGUUGAAGGCUGUUGGUUCAGGCCGGAGAUUGACUUUUGUGUCGGACCGUCAACAUGGAUUGCUAGACGCUCUUUCAGUGGUUUUCCCCAAUGCACAUCAUGCUUAUUGCUUGAAUCAUUUGAAGAGAAAUUUGAUUGACAAAUUGGUGGGACUUCGUACUAACUAUAAGCUGUGUUUGAUGAAAAUAUUAGUUAAAUGUGCUUAUGCGCCAACGGUUGCUUCUUUCCAACAUUAUAUGGAGAAAUUGAGGCGUAUUGCUGGGAAUGGUAGAGUUGAUAGUAUGUUGGAUGGUUUGCAAAAUGAUAAGUGGGCCAAUGCAUUUUUUAGAGGGAAACGAUAUGGUGAGAUGUCAUCUAAUGCUGCCGAGUCUUACAAUAAUUGGAUUUGUGGGGCCCGUGAGUUGCCUAUUACUUGUAUGGUUGAUAUGAUUAGGGUUCAAAUCAUGACUCAAUUGUCGGAUAGAAGAGCUGAAUGUAGAAGAUGGACUACGAAAUUGUGUCCAGUUAUGGAAAAGAAGUUGGUGGACUCUUUGGAGCUAGCUAAGUCUUGGGAUGUGAUUGUUGCUAGUGAUACUGUGCUUGAGACUUGUUCUUGCCAUGAAUGGCAAUUGAAUGGUUUUCCUUGUUGUCAUGCUUUGCGUAGUAGUGGUAGAGAUGUGUAUGGUUUCAUUGAUCCUUUUUUUCAUGUAGAUUGUUUUAAAGAGUCAUACAAGGAAUCUGUUUAUCCAGUGCCUUCAAGUGAGAGAUUUGACUUUGAUGGUGCCAGUAGUUCGGUUAUCAAACCUCCUAUAACGAAGAAGCAGCCUGGACGGAACAAGAAGAAAAGGAUACCUUCUAGGGGUGAGAAUGUGAAGCAAAUCAAGUGUGGGAGGUGCUUGAAAUAUGGGAAUCACAAUAAGAAGACGUGCAAGGCUGCUAUUUGA
Camellia sinensis is the source of this 1881-nucleotide messenger RNA. NCBI's taxonomy places the organism in Eukaryota, Viridiplantae, Streptophyta, Magnoliopsida, Ericales, Theaceae. The record is from RefSeq and is a predicted model, not a curated record.